Messenger RNA from Gasterosteus aculeatus aculeatus (three-spined stickleback), 3432 nucleotides. The record is from RefSeq and is a predicted model, not a curated record. Lineage: Eukaryota; Metazoa; Chordata; Actinopteri; Perciformes; Gasterosteidae.
AUUUGAUAAUGCUAAAUGUAGCAAAACUGCGCAGGAUUUUAGAACGUGCGACAUUUUACAAACGGCGCCCCAUAAUUUAGUCAGUUACACCUGCUCUGUUAGCCUAGCUGUAGCUAGCCAGCAGCCUAGUAUGUGCUCCAACUCUCAGUUUGUUAAUGAAUGGAGUCGAAAUGUAACAUUGCAAAUGUUGAAAACGUGCAGACGCGUCUUUACCGUUAUUUGUGCUAACUAGAUCACAAAGGUUUCUGAAGAAAGUAUCCACCCUCAUCUUUGCGUUUACUUUAUAUGCAGUUUCUCUCAAUGUCAAUUUGUGGCCAGUCAAUAAAUAGCAAUAAAAAGACUGUGUUCCGCUUUGCCCGGCUUUUGAGCGAUCCAGUGAUGUUGUAAUGACGCCUACGUGCUUGUGUGUUGCCUCCCUUGUUUGUGGUACUCGGACUGUGCGCGCCCUCCCUUUUGCCUCUCUGCAGAUGUACGUGACGCUGGUGUUCAAAACCAAGGGUACGCGGCUGACCAAGCCCACCAUCAGCCUCACCCUGCUCUGCCUGGCCAUGCUGGUAGGCGUGGUGAGGGUGGCCGAGUACCGCAACCACUGGGCCGACGUCCUGGCCGGAUUUUUCACGGGGGGAGCCAUCGCUGUGUUUUUGGUGACCUGCGUGAUCAACAACUUCCAGCAGAUUCUGCCGAAUCUUCCUCCUCCGCGGCCCCAGCGCCCCGAGUCCGUGCUGGGCAUGCCGAUGGUGACGCUGCCCUGUGUGGAGAGUCCACUCGAAAAGUUAAGUGGCCCUCAGCAUCCCGCACUCUCCUCCUCGCCGCCUUACAACGCCUACCAACCAUUCUAACCAACCUUGAACUCUUUUAUCCACCUCGCCAUCGCCCCUCCACACUACCUUUGUCAUCUGUCGUCUUAUUUCUGUUUCCUGCUCUGUUUUCGCCCGUGCCCCCUCCCGGCCCCCCGGCCCGUUACCCACCUCCCCCUCCUCAUCAAGCGCAUCGCCCUUGAUUAUUUUUUUCUUCACUUUUCUCCUUCUGCCCCAUCCUUCCUUCUCUCUCCUCUCUUUCCCCUGCAGACUCCGCGGGGAUCUCCGUUCACCGAGAUCACAUGACCAUCAGCCCUAUCGGUUCCCCGCCACCCCCGAUGUCCUCAUAGCGUCUCGCUCCAUUUCCAGCGAAGUCUAGACCAGUCGGAGCAGCACUCGCCGCACUGCGCCGCCCACCCGGCCGGGCGGUACGCGACGCUGCACCGCUCCUAUUCCACGCAGGUCUAGACCUCCCCCUCCAUCCAGCUCACACACACACACACAUUCACAUCGCCCUGCCGCCCUUUUAAACUCCCGGGGAACCGAUAGGAAAGACUUCUCUCUCUCUCUCUGCUGGACAUUCAGUACAGAGUUUAUGCCUACUUUUCUUUGUGAAAAAGACUUUUUGUAUGAACUCGUCGUGUGACUCUGCUGUCUGCGGUCAGGAUGGGACGUGUCGGACCAAACAAACCUACUGAAGGACGCGUGUGCUGCUGAGAUUUACCCUUCAAAACAUCCUCUCAGCAAGACACACAGGAACACACUCGCACAGCAGUGUGAGCAGUGCUCCGUACGCGAUUCACACAGAUCAAAGAAUCCAUUUCAUGUCUCUCAGCAGAAGCACCUGACAAUAGCAAACAGGAUGAAAGUACAGCUAAAAACCUCUAUUUGCUAUUUCCCUUUUUUUCGUUUUAGAUGGUUGCAGCUUUGCCAAAAAAAGGUAAAAGAAACCUGAUGGGAAAUGCAAACACAUUUGAUAAGACAAAGCCAAGCUCCCGAUUGCAGGAUGGCAUUAAAGAGCAUCACAUUUUUGUUUUGUAUUCUUCUGAGGAGCUUUAAACAAAAAAAACACCUCCUGCAACGCCACAACACAUUUGGCUCUUGGUUUUAUUUCCCCCCUCGCACGGCAUCAAUCACCCUGAACUGGACUUUUUGUUGUGACUAUUGUGAUCAAUUUUAUUAACAGAUUUAUUUAUUGGCGUGUACAUACUGUGUGGUUGCAGUGAGCGCUCCAUGUGGCGUAACAGUUUUGCUGACCUUGAUUUUGCACACUUCCUUCAAUCCAAGUGUUUUUUUUCUAGUUUUUUUGUAUUUUUUUUUAUUCCCCCUUUUGCCAACACAUCUUUUUUUAAAACCUCUGUUUAGCACCUUCUCCUGGUGGUAUGUGACUAUGAAACCAUCGCUGUGCUGUGAAAUGUUUCCCUCUGCUGGACGACACACACACAUACACACCUACACGAACACACACACACACUCAACACUAGUACAGCAUCACUAAGCACAAUUCAAACACCUUCACAACACGUGGUUGUUGCUGAACGUCCCCAUCCCAUCAAUAACAUUUCUUAUUCUGAAACCUGUUUGUAUGAUAUUGUACAUAAAUCUUUUCGUAUUGAGAGUGGGAUUUUUACACAAGCAUCACCAACACUGAGUCUGGGGAUUUUGGGGGGUUUACGUAUUGCGAUGACAGAGGACUGUGUGUGUGCGACUCAAAUCCUUUAGUUUAUCAGUGUUCGUGAGGUUGUGAACUCAAAGCCCUUUUCAUUGUCACGUGAGCACAAACGGUGGACGUGAACACCUUUUCACGUCUUAUCCUAACAGCAGUGCGACAUGUUGAAGCAGCACUUAGUUUAUAUCCAGCGAUUCGACCAAGAAAAGUAUCUGUUUCUUUAUCUGAUAAAUAAAAGUGUGUUAUGAGCCGCUGCUAUUUCUGUCCCGAGCAGUCUUGGGACAGCGUGAGUGCAUUCUCCUUUAAUGUCGGGCCCAAAACUAAAGCACUGUGUUUCCACGGUUACAGCUUGCAUGUGACGUGAAUAACAAACCCAACGUUUCUAUUUAUUUAACUGUACUAUUUUUCACUCAAAGUCUCUCAAAGCCCCAUGUCAAUGAGGCCAAAUGGAUUGCAGCAUGACGUCCCUUUGUGGCAUCACCCCCCCCCCCACACACACACACACACACACACACUUUCCCUUUUGCUUUCCAGCCCUCGGUAUUCCGAUGAAGCAAAAAUGCCUUAACAACAAUCCCAAUGAAAGUCACCGGAUCAUUAAGUACGUUACAUUGACAGCUUACAGAUGUGUGUCCGACUGGGCGAGGCCUCAGGAGAGCAGAGGUGGCAUCAGAUGCCAAAACGGACAAAAGGAUUCUAAUUGUGUUCAGGUUGCAAUAACGUUCCUCCCGCAGGCUUUCCUUUCCUCUGAAGUUUGCCGGGACUCGUGUUUUACAUCAAAGAACAAACGCGCUGCGGUUGACUGACGUGAGAUAAAAAGAGAAGUUAAAAGCACCAGACUCCUUUCGGAUCUGCGACUCUGAGGGAGAAACACGUUUCCUUUGAUCCUGUUGCAGCAAACCCUUUUUGUUUUGUAAAGAUUUGUGUUGCGAGAACAAUAAAUGGAUACUGCAAUAAGAAACGCUA